UUGCUUUGCAAUGAUCAAAUGAUAUAAUCAGACGGUUUUAUGAGCCAAAUAAAUAUAUGGCUGGUUAUCGCUUUUUUAAGUUUCCUUGGCUAAUGAUAAGCGAUGCAGGAGGAAAUGAGCAUAUUGGAAAGUCGAAAUGGGCCUCAAGUCCAAUUUUUGCUUGGUUCAGUGAUACUUUGUUUAAUUUAAAUUUAAAAAGUGCACUACUUUACAGUUUUUUUUGUACUUUUGGCUUCAUACAUCUCCAAAUACAAAAUUCAGGGUAGUCAGAUCUGGUGAUCUCGGUGGCCAAUGGUGGGCCAUCCAGCCACCUCUGAAAUGUUUUCUUAGAAAAAGCCUAACGAUUUUCCGUCUAUCAUAACUUAAAAUUAUGCGUGAUAUCUAAAGAAACUUCCUCCAAUAUUUCCUCUAACGAUCUUAAACACCCAACAACAAAAAAUGUAGAAUGCCGCAGCAUAUAAUAAUAGUAAAUCGACGUUGUAAAUUGUAUUCUUGCGAAGCUUGGGGAUUUUCCGGCGACCAUCGAUGAUUAUUCUCACAUUGUUAAUUCGAUUUCGAGUAAACUGAGCUUUGUCCGUAAACAAGCACUUGAGGAAUCGUCCGUUUUCACGAAUCAUUUCAGAAAAUUGACAUUUUAAAUUUUUAAAUCUUGUCCAACCAAUGGGUUUAAAAGUGCAUUGUUAUACGCCCUGAAAAAAUCUGCAAAUUAAGAGAGUGAAGAUCGACAUGGCCGGAAGCGGGGAGUAGAGAAUGUGCACUUGGAAUGAUAAUCACCGCAGAAAUGUGACGAAAUUUAUCCCAGUGUGGGCAAAUAUUCGACAGUUUUAUCAUUAAAAACCCGUUUUUUUUUUAAAUAACAACCAUUGUCUUUACAACUUCAACAAUAUUGCCCACAACAUGCAAGGUCAACAUCAACGAAUCCAUUGAAAUUUCCGAGCGAACAUUCCCAAAUCGUUGAUGCCUUUAUUAUCAAUACAGCACAUAUCAUGUAACACAUGUGAAUCUCGUCGGCUAUUGAAAACAAUUACCAUUGAUAUGUUAAUGAUGAUUUUCUAUAAACAAAAUAAACGCUCGAUUAAAAUCUAUUUACAGAGUACUUAAACAUCGUAAUGUGAUGAAGUGCCGCUGCCAUGUUUACAUUUUCCGAUCCAAGUUUUUGAUUCCGCUUAAAGUUGGAUUGCUGUUGAACAAACAUUUGUAUUUAUAUAAAGUGGCGGUUGCGAAUCUAGAUCAAAAACAUGAAAAUGGUUGCAACAGCAGCAAGAGAAACGUCUAGCAAAAUUGAUUGGACAAUUUCCAUUCAUAGUGGGGUGUGUUAGCGUUAAAUAAAUAAUCGCAAUGUGCUACGGCCACAAAUCAGAAGGCAAUAAUUUUUAAUUUUGCUACUGGGAUAUUUGGCAAUAUUCAAUAAUAGCCGUGUGUGGUAAAUUGGUUUUUCUCAAAAGCGCAUAAAAACGCCGGAUAAAUGGCUCAUAAAACCCAUAGAAUAAUUACCACAGGUUGAAUCGAAACAACAGUCUGAUAAUGAGCGCAGUUGGUUUUCAUGGGCAUUAAACAAUUCCCCAUUAAGUUCACCUUGUUUGUGUUGUUUGGAUAAGCUUCGAUUUUUAAUUGUAGUUAAGUUCUGAGCUGUUCGACUCACAUCUAUUAUUCAAACAUUUUUAAUCGCUGAAAUCGAUUCUUUAAUUGGAUUCGCUAAUUUUCAUUAGCGCCGUGAUUUUUCCUUAAAGCAAUCAAAUGAAAUUGUUCAGCGCGGCUCAUAACCAUUGAAAACCUAAAAUUCAAUGGUGCGUUUUUUCAAUGCGAAUGAUCAAAAUAUACACGCAAUUCAUUAUAAUCUCAAUUGUUUACGAACAAUUCUAUAAAAAGCCUGAACAUUUUAAAUAUGGUGUUUCUAAUUUAAAUGGGAACAGAUCGUCUCUUAUCUUGCAUUCUUAUCAAUCCAAGCCUUUAACCCAAUCGAAACCGACUGGAUUUCGGACCCAAAAAUAGAAGUAAUUUGGUUAAAAACGCCUGUUUAGUUCACAUGAAAAACAAUUGUUUCAAGCGCGGCAUCCCGGAUGUGCUAAAGGUCGCAGAACAACAAUUUUUAAAAACAUUUUAAUGUUGCAUUCAUUGUAAAUUAGCCAUAUUAUACGCAUAUACUGGGUGGUUCAGCUCAUAUCCAGAAAUUUCUCUUUAAGGCUCUACCGGGCCUUAAUUGGUUUUAUUUCAAUUUAUUUGCACAAAGUAACUGGAAACGAAGCACACGUUAAGUCGUAAAAAUACACAUGCACUGGUGCUCGCGGUGAUUGCAGCUGGAGCUUGAUGGUGGUGAUUCUGACUGAACCGCUUUGAGGGAAUGAGAAAGUCAAAAGAGGACACCCUGGCAGGCAAUCAGAUGGUCAGAUGCAGAGGGUCAACUAACUGAAAUUUAUCUUCCAAUAAAAUGGAUAUCAAUCAAUCGGCACUAGUCAUUUGCAGGUCGGACAGCAGGCGAAGGAAAUAGACAUUUAUAUGGGAUGGAUACUGGAAAAUACUUAAAGAACGCUUCUUCAAUGUACUACAACACGACGUUCGACGAUGUUCAGAAUGAUUUAUCCGACGACGAAGACAUUUGGGACAACCUCUUGCUCUUCAUCAAGGCAACGAUCAUGGGAAGCAUCAUCAUAGCGUCGAUCUUCGGCAAUCUGCUCGUCAUCGUUUCGGUGAUGCGACACAGAAAAUUGCGCGUUAUCACCAACUACUACGUCAUAUCGCUAGCGCUAGCUGAUAUGCUUGUCGCUAUGUUCGCUAUGAGUUUCAAUGCCAGCGUCGAGAUCUUCAACCGAUGGCUGUUCAGCUAUCGACUGUGCGAUGUCUGGAACAGUAUGGAUGUGUACUUUUCCACAGUGUCCAUCCUGCAUCUGUGUGAUAUCAGUAUAGACAGGUAUUACGCCAUAUGUAAGCCACUGAAGUACUCGCUACACAUGACGAAAAAAGUGGUAGCCAUGAUGUUGGUGAACACUUGGGUGAGUCCCGCCUUCCUCAGCUUCCUCCCAAUCUUCAUGGGCUGGUACACCACCAAAGAGCACCAAGAGUUCAGGCGGAAGCACCCAGAUGAGUGUGUGUUUGUGGUCAACCAAACUUAUGCGGUUAUCAGCAGCAGCAUCAGCUUCUGGAUACCGGGGUCGAUCAUGAUCUACAUGUAUUCGCAAAUAUUCAAAGAAGCCAAUAGGCAGGAAAAGGAAAUGUUCAACCGACAUGGAGCUGCCAUGCUUCUUCAUGCGAACAACACGAAUGGAGACAUGCUGUCGAAUUCAGGCGGCUCCUCCAAGACGCUCACAUUGCACGAAAUCAACCAAGACCUGCAUCACACCCCUACAAGGGAGCGAAGCAUUAGUCGAAUGAAGAGAGAACAUAAGGCUGCAAGAACUCUGGGAAUUAUCAUGGGUAUAUUCAUACUGUGCUGGCUUCCCUUCUUCCUCUGGUACGACAGCGUGACGUUUUGCACCACGUGUGAAUGCCCCCACUUAGUAGUGGCCAUGUUGUUCUGGAUUGGCUACUUCAACUCCACCCUCAAUCCCUUGAUCUACGCCUACUUCAAUAAGGACUUCAGGGAGGCGUUCAAGAACACGCUCCAAUGCGCCUUCUGCUCACUCUGUCAAAGGCCUCCGUCCGAUCUGAACUACAUCGAUCAGAGGCGGCCCAGUGUCAGGUAUGAGGAUCGGACUCGAAGUGUUUUUUCCGAAACGUACUUGAAACACAACGUGGACAGGAGAAGUUCGGAGUUUGGGUCGACUCUUUGAGUGGACCUCACUAGCAGCCGAUUGACCACCACGAGUUUCUGAUUGGAAACCUGGGUGUAAGGUUUGGUGGAGAAUUUUUCCAGUUUGGAUUGCUUGAGUGUUUUAUACAGUCUGGGAUUUUUCGCGAAAACACCAAUCGAUCCGGAAAGUACACGUUCCUUUACUCGUCUUGCUCCAGCUGGGGAUUUCAAUCAACUAGCUGACAAAGGAUUUUUUUGGCUGGCUUCUGCUGAAGAAUUUGCUCAGCAUACCUAAUCCAGGAUGAUUAAGAAUGUAAUACAAAUAUUCUAGUGUGGUGUAAGAUAGGCGAAGUGCAACGCGUAGCUUAGGAGUGAUUUUAAACGAAACCUUCGACAAUCGGCUGCUAGUUCGUAAAUAUUUGCCAAAGUUAACAAAUAAUGGUGCUGUAUAUUGUAAGAUUUUUUACUGCAAUUGCCUUUUCCAGACAAAUAUAUGCGCUAGAAAUUACAGAAUAAGACCGAUGGCAGCCCCAAAUCGAGUUGUUUAACCGCCAGAAUCAUCUGGCUUUAACCGGUUUUGCAUCACGGUUCAUAAUGAGUGUCGCAAGUGGAAGCGAAACGUUGUUCUGGAGUAAACUCGGUUCUUGACUGUUCCAUUGCGGUGCUUGAAGUCGAACAAGUGGAUACAUUUUUCAUGCUCCUUUUCUUCAAAAAAAUUAUGUUUUUUUAAAUAUCUGGACGAAGUUAAUGAAAUUCGCUGUGAAUUUGUUUAUGUGUAAUCCUCAUGUUUUGAUGAAACAAGCGAGAUCAUCCGCUUUGGGCGAGUGAGGAAUUUUUGAAUGUCUUGGUACGAAAACUACCAAAAGUUUGUUUUGGUAGCAGGAAUCAGGUGAUUUUUUUCGAGUUGAUGCGGUUGGGACAUUUUCGGACCCUUUCUAAAGUCUUGUAGCAAUCGCAGUUUUUGCGCAAAAAAAUUAUUUCUGUUUUCUUGCUAAUUACAUAUUUCCCGAUACUUCCCCGAUAUUACAAAAAACUUAAUUUAAGUUUUACUCAUGUAAACAGUUAAUGAAUGUCUAAAAUUGUCAGUCGGCAAGAGAAAAGAAAUAUUUUUUGCGCAAAAACUGUGGAAGCUACAAGAUUUUUCAGAGGACAAAAAUGCAACAAAAGGAUUAGUGCAUCAAUUCAGAAAAAAUCUGUAAAUUCCAGCUACCAAAUGAAAAGUUCUGGUGGAUUUUGCACCAAGACACUUACGAAUUCCUCACUUGCCCAAAUCGGAUAAACCUGGUGGCUUCAUCAAAAUUUGAAUCUUAUAUAAACGCAACUCACGGCGAGUUUUUUUAACAUCCCUCGUAUCAUUGUCUCGGUAUUUUAAAAAAGAUAAUGUUGACCAUCAAUAGCCAGAUUUUUAUCGAAGUAAAAGUUAGAUCAGAUCGUCUUCUUUUGCUCCAAAAAAUAUCGUAGUACCCUUUUGAUCAUGUGCUUACGGGACACCGUGUGUAAAAGGAACAGCUUAAAUACUAGUAUUUGUCGGGAAAAUGCAGUGAAUUCAUAAUUAAGAGUACAUAAGUGAUAGAUAGAUACGAGAAUAAAAAAAUAGAGAUUAAUACUAGAUAGGACUUAGCCACUAAUUCCUAAGCGUGUGUAAGUUUCUUUUGUACCUUCGGGCAAAUAGUAAUUGUAUAGAUAUUUGCCAAGAACUGCGUAAUAAAAUCUACUAACGAUGUUGUAUAAAUAUUUAUGUAUAACUGUAUAUUCGUCGAUUAAAGAACUGUUGUAUAUAAGCGAAAGAAAUAUUAAGCAGCAUUUUCGAAUUACUUUUAUCUUUGUUUAAGCGUCGGAACUGGCUCAUUUCAAUCAACUGUUGAUUUUCGCAUUCUUCAAGACUAAACGGUUUUAUUGUUUGAAAUUUAUAUGGAAUUUAGUGGGCGAGAUUUUUCAUAUUUGCUGUUUCAAGCAGGAUCAACCGACAAGGAGAUCACGCAGUCAUUGAUGCAAAAACCCACAUUUUUCACUCGGAAUUAGGAAACCUGCAUAAUAUAAAGUACUUGUGAAUUUUAUUGGAGCAAAUAUUUAUUAACUGUAAUCUGAAUAUUAAAGGUAAGUACAAAGAAUUGUGCAGAAUUUUGGAAUGGAAAUUUGCAGUUCAAUUCUGUGCAUGUCCAUUUGUUAAAUAUUGUCUGGAUGAUUUAGUUUGUUUGCCUCAAAAACACACCAGAUGGAUAAGACACACAUCAAGAUAAGCAGAGCUUUAAACUGAUUGGAUUAAUUAUUUCCAUAAAAUGUGCCAAGAUGGGGAAACUGAGUUCAGUUGAUUUGCAAUUUUUGCAACUUGACUGCAAUCAGUUUCAAAACGCGAAAUUGCGUCAUCAAAAUUCCGAUUAACAAGUUGUUUUUGAUGCGAAAUUUAUCACCCAAAUUGAGACUUAUCGUUGCCAUUUUCUGUCUACUCCUGUAUAUUAAUUUCUGAAUUUAUUCCCUAUCGCAAAAAGAUACAUUCUGCAAAACAGCCGCAGAAUAUUUAAAUGAAAAUUCUACUUUCCACAAUAUUCGCUCAACAUUUAAUAAAUGCAGUUGCUACAAAUGAGAAUAUUUCCCCAGUUAAACGUUUUCCAGGUUUAUUUCCUGCUUGUUAUUAAAUACCUGUAUGAAAACUAAUCUUGUAAAAUACAAUGAGUAUUUUAAUAAAAUAUUUUACAAUAGAGUGACUCGCUCUUCAACAAAGUCAAGUACCGAAUUUUCAUAAAAACCGACAAAUCUUUUCCACUUUAAGACAAAAGAUUCUUCUUUUUUCAUGUGUCCUAUCCGUUGUUCUGCCAAAAAAAGUUUCAGCCGAGUAAUUUUUUAAUUUUUUUUGCGUAUCUGUAUCGUCUGUUCCAGUAUCGUGUCGAACUCAGCCAAAGGUUUGAUUAAGGUCGAUAAAGAUGUCCGUUUGGAUAAAAAACUUCAUUCUGGAAAAUGUGCGCGUUUUGAAGGCGUUUUUCAAGUCCUCCAAAGACUCUUCAAAAUCCUCCUCACAUUUUCUUCUAGUCCGAGCGUGAAUAAUGCUGAAAAAUGCCUAAAGCAUGUGCAACAUAAGGCUGAUUAAACGAUAAUCACCACACUUCUUCGUUGAAUUCUGUGUGAAUUUGCUAUUUUUCUUUCCACCCAUAUCUGCUAUAGAGGAUGCAUGCUACAAUGAAUUGGAUUUGAUCAUUUGCAAGUUACAUGGCUGUUCUCUUGGUUUGGACUUCUUGCUUCUUUGCCUUCUUGUACCUGCAUAUUCAAAAUAUAAUGUUAAAUGUUAUUAAAAAAAAAUUCUGUUUCUCGGCAUCUUCUGAAUUUUUUCUAAUACUUGUGAGUGUGGAGUUUUUAAUCUGUACUCUAUUUUUUUAGGCGUAAAAUUAGACUGAUGUUAUUCCAAAAGGCUUCCAUACCUUUGGGAUGACUCCUUGCAGUUCAGCCACUGUAAUUUCAAUAACAAUACUUUUGCACGCGAUAAUUUUCAAUUUAUAUGCCUUCUAACACAAGACCACUUGCGCUGAUGUGAAGAUGAUACCAUUAAAAUUUCGAGGGUUUUUUUGGGUUUGGAAAACCAAUUUUCAUGCUAAUUAAUGUCUGGAUGCUUUGCCGUUAAACACUCAAUUGACUAGAAUUAAUCUAUUAAAAUGUUCAGCAAGACAGAAUAAACUGCGUGAGCUAAAAAAAUUACAUUCAUUUCUAGUGCCUUAACGGUUUACUAUUACAUUGUUGUAAUUUUGGCCAACUGGAAAGGCAGUUAGUUACUUCGUAGCGAAAUACAAUCACUUUGACUACUAGAGAAAAUUAAAACUAAGUGUGUAGAAUAAUAAAAGGGAAUUAAAGCAAUAAACUGUAAAUUAAGUAAGAAGUAUGUUGUUGAAAUUUAUUUUUAUCAGUUGAAAAUUACACAUAUUUUUUGUAUUUUACUUUCAAACCUUGGAUUGACGCAAAAUUCGGUAGCAAAUUAGCAAGGUCUACUAAAAAUUAUGAAAAUUACUAGAUGUUGUAAAUGUCUCAGUGUUCUAUGUAAAGUAAUGUAAGAAGUCCUGUAUUUUAUUUACCAAAUAUAUUCAAAGAGCCAGUAUUGGAAUUUUGCUGUUUAGCAUCGAUGUAAAUAUUUUUUUAUCGCGACGCUUCAAGGGCGCCUUUGAAUUUCAUUAUGUAUGUACUUAGUUCGUUUAGAUGUAUUAUUUUAAGUACAAAUGUUGAAAAAAAAAGUUUCAUCCAUGUGUUCGCUGUCGAUUUGCCAGGAAAAUCCAUCAAAUUAUCUUUGUACAGUCGCUUUAUAAUUUACAUUUUCAUUAACUAUGUUGUAAGUUUUUAUAAAGCCGUAAUAUGACUCUAGUGCUAUUUUUAUCACUAAGGUAUUUAAGAUAUUUGUUUUUCCAAUAAAAUACUAACAAAUGUACAAA
Messenger RNA from Dendroctonus ponderosae (mountain pine beetle), 8136 nucleotides. It is a transcript of the gene Octbeta2R, whose product is annotated as octopamine receptor beta-2R. Lineage: Eukaryota; Metazoa; Arthropoda; Insecta; Coleoptera; Curculionidae. The transcript is spliced from 8 exons. Gene Ontology annotation, biological process: adenylate cyclase-activating adrenergic receptor signaling pathway. Gene Ontology annotation, molecular function: octopamine receptor activity. Bases 2502 to 3767 code for a protein of 421 amino acids. The record is from RefSeq and is a predicted model, not a curated record. Gene Ontology annotation, cellular component: membrane.